Solanum dulcamara is the source of this 2549-nucleotide messenger RNA. RefSeq names its product SUMO-activating enzyme subunit 2. Gene Ontology annotation, molecular function: SUMO activating enzyme activity. The coding region runs from base 307 to 2259 and encodes 650 amino acids. The transcript is spliced from 11 exons. The record is from RefSeq and is a predicted model, not a curated record. Gene Ontology annotation, cellular component: SUMO activating enzyme complex; cytoplasm. Gene Ontology annotation, biological process: protein sumoylation. Lineage: Eukaryota; Viridiplantae; Streptophyta; Magnoliopsida; Solanales; Solanaceae.
UGGCCACAGUGUUGACCAAAACCCCCAAAAAAGGACAUAGGUUAUGUCGAAGGCUAUAGGGUAAAAUUGAGUCUAAGCGAAGCAGCACGAACCAGAGAUUCCUCUUACUCCCAAAUAACAUCGUUUUUUCACUUUGGCGCCCUUUCCUUGAAACCCCUCCGCUAAAAUCCGUCAAGAUUCCUCCUACUGUUUCCCCAAUUUCUCUCUUCCGAUUCCCAUUCCCCUCUCCCCCUUUUAUAUGUAGUCAACUCAUACUAUUAUUAUAAAGCAUCACUUAUUUCUCUUGCGUCUCUAUCACUCUUCUCAAUGGCUUCCGAGGAACAAUUGUCUGUAAUUAAGGGUGCUAAAGUGCUCAUGGUUGGUGCUGGUGGUAUCGGGUGUGAGCUGCUUAAGACACUUGCUCUUUCUGGGUUCGAAGACAUUCACAUCAUUGAUAUGGAUACAAUAGAAGUCAGUAACUUAAAUAGGCAAUUCCUGUUUCGACAAAAACAUGUUGGACAAUCUAAGGCUAAAGUUGCUAGAGAGGCUGUCCUAAAAUUUAGGCCUCAUAUUAAAAUUACUCCAUACCAUGCAAAUGUAAAAGAUCCAGAAUUCAAUGUGGAUUUUUUCAAGCAAUUCAGUGUUGUACUUAAUGGACUUGACAAUCUAGAUGCUAGGCGACAUGUGAAUCGCCUUUGUUUGGCAUCCGGUGUCCCAUUAGUUGAAAGUGGGACUACCGGUUUCCUUGGCCAGGUCACGGUACAUGUGAAGGGUAAAACAGAAUGUUAUGAAUGUCAGCCUAAACCAUCUCCAAAAACUUACCCUGUCUGUACAAUUACAAGUACUCCAACAAAGUUUGUUCAUUGCAUCGUAUGGGCAAAAGAUCUACUGUUUGCAAAGCUUUUUGGGAACAAGAAUCAGGAAAAUGAUCUUAAUGUGCGUUCUACUGAUGCUUCGAGCUCAUCAGAACAUACAGAGGAUGUUUUUGAGCGUAGAGCUGAUGAAGAUGUUGAGCAGUAUGGGAGGAGAAUAUAUGAUCAUGUUUUUGGUUACAACAUCGAAGUAGCAUUACGUAAUGAAGAGACGUGGAAGAACCGUCACAAGCCUAGGCCUGUAUACACCAGGGAUGUAUUGCCACCACGACCAGUUGAACAGAAUGGUAACAAGGAUAAAGCUUCAAACACUGGUGACCCCUCUUCAGUAUCUGCAAUGGUAUCUCUGGGCCUUAAAAAUCCUCAGGAUUUGUGGAGUCUAAGGGAAAAUUCUGAAGUAUUUCUCGAGUCAUUAAGGCUCUUUUUCCUGAAAAGAGAGAAGGAAAUUGGCCAGUUGGGUUUUGAUAAGGACGACCAGUUGGCUGUAGAGUUUGUGACUUCUGCAGCUAACAUUCGUGCCGCUUCUUUUGGGAUUCCGUUACAUAGCCUUUUUGAAGCUAAAGGUAUUGCUGGCAAUAUCGUUCAUGCCGUUGCAACAACAAAUGCCAUCAUUGCAGGCUUGAUUGUUCUUGAGGCAAUGAAGGUGUUGCAAAAUGAUGUAAAAAGCUACAGGAUGACGUAUUGCCUUGAACAUCCCUCAAGAAAGAUGCUUCUCAUGCCAGUGGAGCCCUUUGAGCCAAACAAGUUUUGUUAUGUUUGUUCCGAGACACCUUUAACGCUUGAGAUUGAUACUCACCGUUCGAAGUUGAGGGAUUUUGUUGAGAAGAUUGUUAAAGCAAAACUUGGCAUGAGCCUCCCAUUGAUCAUGCAUGGGGUGGCACUUCUUUAUGAGGUGGGUGAUGAUCUUGAGGAAGACGAGGUUGCAAAUUAUGCAGCAAACCUUGACAAGGUGCUAUCUGAGCUUCCUUCUCCGGUUACUGGUGGUACAAUUCUCACAGUUGAGGAUCUUCAGCAAGAGCUGAAAUGCAGCAUCAAUAUUAAGCACAGAGAGGAGUUCGAUGAGGAGAAAGAACCUGAUGGAAUGAUUCUCUCAGGAUGGACACCAGCUCUUGCAACAGAAAAGAACAAGACAUCGGACAAUGGCCCGAGCUCGUCCAAUGCAUCUGAGACAGCUCCGCUGGAGCCGGAGGAUGAUGAUGAGAUAGAAAUUAUUCUCAAAGACCCUGAAAUUCUUGCUGCUGGGAAGAAAAGAAAGUCGUCUGAUGUUUCACUUGCUGCCUGUUCAGAGAUAUCCAGUGCCACUGGUGAAAUGCUGACUAAAAGCAAGGUGGAAGAGGAUGAUAGUCAUAGUGAUAUUGUCACGGUUGAUGGAAAUUUAGACACCACCAAGAAAAAGAGGGUGCAAUAACUUUUUCUUACAUCUUAAUUUUAGCUGUGCAUCUGUCUAACUUUGUACAAUAUAGGGAGAAACAUUGAUUCUUUGCCACUUCCUAACUUACGAGUUGAUCCUUAGGUGCAAACUAUAUAAAGUUUUGAUACUGGCAUGAUGCCUCCAGUGACUCCAGUUCUAAUUUAUUCACUUGGAGCAGUCUUGAUUCCGACUUGACAGACAUAACCGUCUAAAGAAUGUGAUUCUCACUAUUUUACAUGGUACUCUCAAAUCAGGUGACUUAAUAUUAUGUCUCCUGUCUUUAGUUA